This is a messenger RNA of Staurois parvus, 303 nucleotides long. Lineage: Eukaryota; Metazoa; Chordata; Amphibia; Anura; Ranidae. The record is from the annotation of a GenBank genome assembly.
CGGGGUCCGGGGAGAGCGGAUAUAGUGAAUGCGGGGUCCGGGGAGAGCGGAUAUAGUGAAUGCGGGGUCCGGGGAGAGCGGAUAUAGUGAAUGCAGGGGUCCGGGGAGAGCGGAUAUAGUGAAUGCGGGGUCCGGGGAGAGCGGAUAUAGUGAAUGCAGGGUCCGGGGAGAGCGGAUAUAGUGAAUGCGGGGUCCAGGGAGAGCGGAUAUAGUGAAUGCAGGGUCCGGGGAGAGCGGAUAUAGUGAAUGCAGGGUCCGAGGAGACCAGAUAUAGUGAAUGCGGGGUCCGGGGAGAGCGGAUAU